CGUUCAUUUUCAAAACUAGUUGAUUCGAACGUGUAGAGAGGAGUAGACGUCUCCUUGCAAGAACUUUGUGUACGUGUUCGAACACGAAAUUAAAAAGUUUUUGCUUUAAUGCAAAGUGUAAGACACUAGUUUGUAGUGAUGUAAUUAACUAAAAAACUAACUUAGAUUAUAUCUUGUGUAAAAGUAAUAGAUUUUUAAGAAUUUUUAGCCGAAGAAAGUGUUAAGUGUUGCGAAGAUGUGUAAAUUCCUGGUUUCUGGUUUUGUUGUAAUAUUUUUCGUGAAUCUAUGUGAUGCUAUCAAGGAGCGAUGCAACCAGCAAGAAGAUCUCUUGCAAAGGUGUUCCAUGGCCCUCCCCGUGCUGAGCUCGAGAGAGAUAUCGUUCGCACUCACACAAGAGGAAUUAGACAAAAGUUGUGUUGAACUGCGCUCCGGGAUAAGAUGCAUAGACAAUUACACGACCGUCUGUAUGGAGAAGCACGAGCAAGUCGUGUUCAGGCGGAUAUAUUCUGGCAUUACUGACGUGGUGCAGGACUUGUGUACCCGCGGGAAGUACCAGGACGAGUACUUGAAGCAUGCUACUUGCGUGAAGCACGUCAGGCCAGAGUAUGAGAAAUGCAGCAAGCGAUACGAAGUGACGCUGACCACUCUCAGCGAUUCUCACAAGACAGAGCAGUAUCAAACUGAUCAUGAUAACUCGGCGAGUCACGAAGAUUAUCUGCGCACUGUUUGUUGUUCAUUCCAAGAGUACUUGAGGUGCUCCGAGCAAACCGUGCAGAGCUCGUGUGGCGACGACGCUGCCCUCUUCACCAGUGCGUUCCUGAAACGAAUGGCUUCCAAUAUUAUCAAGAACUUUUGCCUGGAGUACCGGGGCCACGAGUGUGGGCUACCAGACAAAGCUACAAGCAGCAAUUACAGCCUGGUGCUGGUCACUGUCGCUGUAUUCGGGAACCUACUGGUCUACCUAUCUGGUGCGUUAGUUCCCACGUAAAUCGCAACGAGUUUAGGUCAUGUUUAGGUAAAGUAGAACGCUGUAGCGGUUAAAAACUUAAUAUUGUUCCAGAAGUGGUUGCGUGGUGCAACGAGCACUGAACUGUAAAUAAUGAAUGUAUGAGUUACAGUUCCUCUAGCAAGACUUAUUUAUUGUAGUUGCAUGUGAUUACACUUGUUUGAAUGUUUGUUUUUGUUUUAAUGGAAGCAUUACGGCUAAUAGUAGGCGCCAUGAAAAUGUUCGUGACAUUUUUUUAUAAUAGCGAUUAAUAAAUGAUUGGGUUUGUGAUGAUCGUUUCAUACAUAAUAGAUACCUACAAAUUGCAUUCAAAAAUACCAAAAGUAUUGUCAGCCGUAAUGUUUUUUUUACAAAAUGCAUAGUGGUUUUUUGUAUGUGUCUUUUUAUUGUUUUACCAUACCUUAAGUAUUGGGUUUCAAUUUAUGAGAUUUAAUUUUGUGUAAUAGUAAGAAUACGUUUGAUAAGUUGUUGUAUAAUUCAGUAAGAAUGGUGUUUCUAAGUCUAAACUAUGAUAAUUAAAUCUUACCAAUGAAUAACAGGGUACCAACCACCAACCAUUUUGGUAUCCAGACUUUUGUCUUAUCUGCAUCGAAAAAAUCAUUAAAACCUUGUAUUAAUACGGGACAAGUGUCAUACUCGUAUAGCUAGAAAUGUCAGGUGAAACCGCGGAAUAUCGUGUGAUGUCGCCAAUAGUCUUUUGUGUGACUUUUUGUACAAAUUGUCGUUGGCUGGUAUGUGCUAUGUGUGAUAUCACACUGGUCGCGAUAAAGUUAGUUGUCCACUAGAGAAUAUUAGGUUUAAAACGAAUUAUGUUGAGUAUUUUAAUCUUUUCAUUUAUUUUGUUUAUAUGCCAAAAGAGUGUGAAAUGCAUACUUUGCACAAUACAUGGGGAUAUAACUUAUUCUACCUUAAUGCAGUAUUGCCUUCUAUUAUGAAUACUUACAAAUACAUAAUUACUAAUACGGCAAGUAACAUGUUUAAGCUAUAAAUUAGUGUAUUUUAUGUUAGCGCGAUGCAAUUUAUAGAUGUUCGUCGUAGCGUAUUGAAAUUCAUUGGCGUGUACAUAAAUGAUAUUGAAUACAGUUUUUUAUUGAGCUCAGAAAUUAGCGUUAAGAUUUAGAUUGUAUUUCGUUUUCAUCAUAUAUUUUCUUAACUUUCAUUACAUUAGUGUCAUUUUCUUUAAUUAAAGUGUUCAAAAUUGAUUGUUAAAAAAUAAAGAGAUUUUUUCCAAUUUGUUUUGUAACGUUAUCACGAUUAUAAUCGUCUUUUAGCUCAGAACAUCCUGUGAUAGUUUUAAUCGAAUAAUUGUUCUUUGUUUAAUUGUUAAUUAAUAUUUUAAAAUUAUGUUUACAGUUUUUUGAACACAAUAUGUGUGUAUAAACUAUUAUGAGUAAUAGUUAUUAAAAUAUUUAUUAAGUAAUAAAAAUAUUAUUAAUAAAUUGUAUACUUAUUUACUUAUAAAAAUCUAUAGACAACAGCCAGUUUAUAGGUACUUAAGAAAAUAUUUCGAAUUUAAAUUAAAUAUAAUAUUAUGUUUUGCCAAUUUAUUUUAGUGUUACAUACCUAAUGUUAAUAUAAAUUAGUUUACGAAGUCCGCUCUCGAACAUAUUACUUAGUUCUAGGCAUAUUAAUUUUAAGUAGUCAUCUUUUGUCCCAAACCAGGGACAGAGUUUUGAAGUGGCAUCUUUAUAGGUAAAUCAUAACUUAUAUUAUCUACAUAUCAUUGUAUAUCAUAUUAUUAUUAGAAACAUCCAGAAUGUUUUAUCUACCAAAUGAGCACUUGUGAUAAAUCCACCGUACAAGACCAGGUCACCUGUUUGCGAUCACCAAACGGAUUACAAUUUUAAAGCAGUGUGCUUACCAUGAGUUUACGUUAGGUGUGCUCGCUAGCGAGUACGUCAAAAAUCUAUGAAGAUUUUAUUUCUUGAAAGUAGCCGCUAGGGGCGCUGCACACUAUGUCAUACAUUUAUUGUCAUUUUUUUACGCAGUCGCUAGCGAGCACACCUAACGUGAACUCAUGGUAAGCACACAGAGAACAAUAAGUAUACCGAUUACCGACACACUUACAAAACUAAAAGAAGUAAUGAAUAAAUUUCUAUGAAUACAAUAUGUACAAGUAUAUUGGUGAUAUGCUCCUCUAAGUAUUUUCAAUUGUUUUUGUAGUGAAUCGUCGUUCAGACGGGAAUAUGUAGGUGAACGCAAAUAGGCGACAUUACCCUAAUAAGAUCUUUUCAACGAAU
Messenger RNA from Ostrinia furnacalis (Asian corn borer), 3246 nucleotides. RefSeq lists its product as uncharacterized. The record is from RefSeq and is a predicted model, not a curated record. The transcript has 5 exons. NCBI's taxonomy places the organism in Eukaryota, Metazoa, Arthropoda, Insecta, Lepidoptera, Crambidae. Bases 236 to 988 code for a protein of 250 amino acids.